CGCCUUUUGGACACAGUCGGGGGGUGCCUUCCUCUUCUUCUCCUUUGCCGUCCAGUUUCUUCUCAAGGAAGGGUGGGACAUCCAGCAACAGGAGCAAAGGCACCAGCAGCCCCUCCUCUCCUUGGCUUCCUUUGCCUGCUCUUCUUUCCUGAGCGUUGUUUUGAUCCUCUGCCUCCUUUUGCGCGUGGACUCCGUGCGCCUUGUUGGCACCGAUUUGGGGACCUCAUGGCUCUCUUCGUGGCCGGCUUCCUCGCCCUCUUCUGCGCCCGUUUGGCUGAACAGGCUGGUGUUUUUGAACUCCAGGUCCACUCCUUCACCACCAGCAGCCCCCGAAACCUGUGCCAUGGGGUGCGCCCCUGCCGUAUCUUCUUCCGCGUCUGCCUCAAACACGCCCAAGCCGUGGUGUCCCCGGAGCCCCCUUGCACCUUCGGGGCAGCCCUGAGCGAUAUCGUCCCUGCGGACCGCGGUGCGGUGGCCACCAGCACGCCCAUCCAGGUCCCCUUCCAUUUCAAGUGGCCGGGGACAUUCUCUCUCAUUAUUGAAUCCUGGAGGGCUGAAUCAGGAGAGCCAUCGACAGAGGAUGCCCAGAGGCUGAUCAGCCGCCUGGCCACCCGUCGUCGCCUGGCCGUCGGUGAGGACUGGUCGCAAGAUGUGCAACUGGGAGACCAGAGUGAGCUGCGCUACUCCUACCACGUCACCUGCGACGAGCACUACUACGGGGAGAGCUGCUCGGACUACUGCCGGCCACGGGACGAUGCCUUUGGGCACUACGCCUGUGACGAACUGGGCAGCCGGAUCUGCUUAGCAGGGUGGCGGGGCGAAUAUUGCUCCGAGCCCGUUUGUUUGCCCGGCUGCAGCCACAGCCACGGGUUCUGCGAGAAGCCCGGCGAGUGCAAGUGCCGCAUCGGCUGGCAGGGCCCUCUCUGCGACGCGUGUGUCCGCUACCCGGGCUGCCUCCACGGGACCUGCGCCCAGCCCUGGCAGUGCAACUGCCGGGAAGGCUGGGGCGGGCUCUUCUGCAACCAGGACCUCAACUACUGCACCAACCACCGUCCCUGCAAGAACGGCGCUACCUGCACCAACACGGGCCAAGGGAGCUACACCUGCGGCUGCCGGGCCGGCUUUGCGGGCACCAGCUGCGAGAUGGAGAUCAACGAGUGCGACAGCAACCCCUGCAAGAACGGAGGCAGUUGCAACGACUUGGAGAAUGACUACAAAUGCACCUGUCCUCAAGGCUUCUACGGCAAGAAUUGUGAAAUCAGUGCCAUGACCUGUGCUGACGGACCGUGUUUCAAUGGUGGGACUUGCAUGGAGAAGCGCUUGGGUGGCUACAGUUGUCACUGCCCAGUAAACUACCACGGCUCCAAUUGCGAGAAGAAGAUAGACCGGUGUAGUAACAACCCCUGCUUGAACAACGGCCACUGUUUGGAUCUGGGCCGCAGCAUGAUCUGCAAAUGCCGCCCGGGCUUUGUUGGCUCCUUCUGUGAGCUGAACAUUGAUGACUGCGCGGGCAACCCAUGUGCCAAUGGCGGCACCUGCAUCGAUGGUCCAAACAGCUACACCUGUUCUUGCACACUGGGCUACGGGGGGAAGGACUGCAGCACCCGCAUGGAUGCCUGUGGCUCCAGUCCCUGCUUGAACAGCGGCACUUGCUAUACCCACUUCUCCGGCCACGUCUGCGAGUGUUCGGCAGGCUACAUGGGUUCCAACUGUGAAUUCAAAGUCCAGAUCCCAACCCCCGUCAGCAGUCAACGGGUGGCCGAAGGCCCUUUCCCUGUCGCGCUGGCUGUUUCCUUUACUCUGGGUCUCAUGAUGUUGGUGCUUGCCGCCUGUGCCACCGCAGCAAUGCUUCGGCACAUGAGGCAGGGCCACAAGGCGGUCAAAAGCAGUGUCCGCAACGACCUGGCAACCAUCAACAACUUCAAGGAGAGGGAUGGAUUCCUAAUCCCGCCUGGGUGCUUUAAGGUGUCCAACAGAGAAUCCAGGUUCAGUAGUGACCAGUUCAACUGCAAGCGGAAGCUGCUGGACCAGAGCCGUGAGUCUGUCUGCAAAAAGCUGGAGAAUAAAAAGUCUGAGCCCAUCCGGUCCGCUGUUCCCGCUGGAUACCCAAAGGACGGCACCUACCACCCCAUCUACAUCAUCCCAGACCAGAUGGAACAGUGCAUUUACGCAACCGAGGUCUAAAGAAGAUCCUUCUACCGAGCCUUGGUGACUGGCAUCUGUAUUUUAUUUCAUUUUUCUUCCAAAUUUCUCAGCUAAUGGGAUGUUUACAGAGAACACUGAAUGAACUCCUGGAGCAGUCCUGAUGUAACUUUUUAUUCUGAUAGUAUUAUAAAAAGACUCCUUUUUUUUUAAAGGAAAAAAUAUUUAAUAUUUAUUCUUGCUGCUAUUAUAUAUAUAUUUAAUUUUAUUGUUGUUUUGGAAAGAAGACCAAUAGACUGAUUCAACGAUUUGACGAACGGAGCCUGCCAAUGGAAUGGAAAGUCAGAACUGGGUUUGGAGAGCCACCUUUAAGCUUUCUCUUGGAUAAAAGGCUAGUUUGCGGUUUGGGAUCAGGAAAGGCCCCAGUACUGGAAUUGUCUGGCCUCUAGAAAAGGCAGGUCCUUUUCCUACAGAAGUGCCAGGGCUGAACUCGUUUUUUAAACAUGUCUUUUU
Anolis sagrei ordinatus is the source of this 2655-nucleotide messenger RNA. Lineage: Eukaryota; Metazoa; Chordata; Lepidosauria; Squamata; Anolidae. The record is from RefSeq and is a predicted model, not a curated record.